AUCCUCCCUCCCUGCCAUGCGUUCUGCCCUGUGCUGUCACACCGUCCUCCUGUCACCUACACACAUGGCUGCAACACCGUUUCUCCGCUCACCUACACUUCCCUGCCUGAGCACCGCGGCUAGGCCCAGCUGCAUCCCCGCUGCUCUCUCCCGUUACUCUUAGACGCCUCCGGUGCUUGGUUGCCAUGGUGAUCAGUCACUGGCGAUCGGUGCUCAUACGCGGAGAUUGCAGAUUGGCCAGGCACAGACUGCCAGGUCAAAGCAAUCGAGCCAAGAGGAUCCGGAGACAUGGAUGGACAGCUCACCGUCUCAGACAAUGGUGGCCUCAGUGCAGAUGAAAAAGUGGCCUUCAAGUUGACUUUGGUUCAUCUAGACCUGAAAGGAGCUCCCCCGAAGGUCUCAUACCUUGCUGAGGUCAUGCCUCUCUUCUCUGCCCUCGGAGCAAGUGGACUGCUGAUAGAGUACGAGGACACCUUCCCAUACUAUGGAGAGCUCCUCCAGCUGCGGGCUGCACAUGCCUACAGCCCUCAGGAGAUCCGAGAGAUAUUGAGGUUGGCACAACUCCACCGCUUAGAAGUUAUUCCGCUCAUACAAACAUUUGGCCACAUGGAGUUCGCUCUGAAGCACAAAGAGUUUUCCCACCUGAGAGAGGUCCCAAUGUACCCAAACAGCUUGAAUCCCCACAAGGAGGAAUCUCACAAACUCCUCCGAGCUAUGAUAAGACAGGUGAUGGAGCUUCAUCCUGAGGUUCAGUGGCUUCAUAUUGGCUCUGAUGAGGUUUAUUAUCUUGGGGAAGGAGAGGAGUCUAAGAAGUAUUUUUCUGAAAAUGGCCACUCCGUAGAAGACCUCUUUCUAUCCCACCUGAAGAAAGUGGCCUCACAUGUAGUUUCUUCUUAUCCUGGUGUCAAGCCAAUUGCAUGGGAUGACAUGCUGCGCGGGGCAUGUGCUCAGACACUGACAGAAUCCGGCGUGGCCCAGCUGGUAGAGCCUAUGAUCUGGGACUACACACCAAACCUGGAUGUUGACAACAGAAUUGCCCUGAUUGACAAAUACUGGCAGUGUGGCUUCCAUAAGAUCUGGCUUGCAAGUGCUUUUAAAGGUGCCACUGGCACCUCCCAACAGCUGACCCACAUUGGACAUCAUCUAGAAAACCACAGACGUUGGCAGCAGGUGGUCAAGAAAAUACCCCAGGGUAUCCUGCAAGGACUAGCGAUUACAGGCUGGCAGAGGUAUGACCACUUCUCCGUUCUCUGCGAGCUUUUGCCAGUGGGAAUACCUUCGCUGGCCGUGUGUCUGCAGACUUUGAAGAAUGGCUUUUUUUCUGAACAGAUAGCCGCUUCAGUCAGAGACCUCUUGGGGAUGUCCCACUUGGACACUGAAAACUACUCAAGUGAGAUCUCAGCCAGUUUCCCAGGCAGUGAUGUGCUGACACUUAUAACUCAGGUUACAUUUUUUCUGAAGACGCCUACAAAAGAUUUCCUGGAGGAAAACCGGUUUGUUACAGGCUGGUUCAGUCCCUUUCACAGGAAGAGAAAAGUUGUCCACCCCAUUAUGGUGCAGCAGAUUGAGCCAGAAGCAGUCAGCCUCCUGUCUAAAUGGAGUUCAGUAAUGGGCGAUCUCCAGACCGCUCUGCUCAAGAUCUUUCCUUCAGUUACAGCCGAGGAAUGGAUGGAGGAGAACGCACUGCCCUGUUAUUUGCAACUUCAAGAGCUAGUGGAAGAUCUUAAAACUGCUCUGGAGAACCAGACAUAAGUUAUAGCAUUCAGUGCACUAAUUUCCUCCACUGACCCAGACUUAACUGGCAGCCAAUUCUUCUAUAUCAUUUUAAUUCCAACAUUUUUUGUCAGUCUUACUCUCUACAUCACUACAUGAACUUUUAAUUUUUUGUAAACCAAUAUUUGUAAUGUACGGCACCAUUUCUGCUGUUCGUUUAUUAUGUAAACAUGAUACAUACUUUAAUACAAAUGAUUGUUUCUCAAUUUUUGAUCAGUUAUCUGUAGGAAAGCAACAAGUCGGCAUAUAACUAGACACAAAAUUUUAUUUGAUUUGGCGUUGAGUUGAUCGCUGUAGAUCACAUAUCCAGGGGUACAUACAGAUUCCAGAUUGUGUUUAUCGCUGUAUACCAGAUACUCAAAGGACAUAGAGAUUCCACAUUGCGUUCAUCACCAUAUACCAGAUAUCCUGGCAGAUACAGAGAUUCCAGAUUGUGUUCAUCACUGGAAGACAUAAAGGGCAGGAUUCAAAUCUUGCAGCUCCCCUCCCGCCCGCCGGAAGUAUUCAAAUGUUACUGCCGAUGGGCUGCGAUAUCAGCAUUUCAGCUUGCCACCCCCUGGGGUGGUGAGCUGAAAUGCACGAAAAGUGACCCGUUUGGACGCCCCAAACGGGACUUUUCACAAUCGCGCCCGUGACUUUAGUCGGGUUUAGCUGCUUUACGCGGCUAAACCCAUCUCUUAUGGGCGCGAUAACAGGGGGCCAUAGAAUAUCGCCCCACGAUCUCCAGUCACUUUAGACGGGAGAUCGGGGGCAAUAAAAGAUUUAAUCCCGCCCAAAGAUUCCAAUUUGUAUUCAUCACUAUAUACAAAAUAUUCUGGAGGACAGAUUCCAAAUUGUGUUCAUUACAGUAGACUAGAGGUUCUCAAAUGUGGUCCUCAAGGCACCCCAACAAGAUGGCUCAACAAGAUGGUUAAAUCAACUUGACUGAGUUGAUAAUUAAGUCACUGCAGCCAAGCAUGGAUAAACUUAAAACCAGGACCAUUGGGGGUGCCUUGAGGCCUGCAUUUGAGAACCUCUGCUUGUAGUCAAGGAAGAUAAUCAAUUUGCCGGCUGUCGGGUUCCCGAUGGUCAGGAGAGAGAUGCCGGAAUCCCGCCAGCCGGCAAUGCCGCCAGCCGGAAUACCGACUCACAGGGGCUAGUCCCACUCGUGGGUGUCCACGACAUCCAUAGAGUGGGAAUAGAUCCUGUGGCGAGCCACCGAGCCCGCAAGGGGACUCGCGCGCUGCUGGUAUUCUGGCAGGUGGCAUCCUGCUGUCUGGAUACUGACAGCCGGCAUCCCAUCCGCCUGGAAUACAUAUGUAUUUCGUAGACGGAUAUCCUGGAGGGCAAAGAGAUUCCAGAUUGUGUUCAUCAAUGUAUACCAGAUAUCAUGGAGGACACGGGGGUCAAGAAGUAGAGAAAUAGGGAUUCUUGGAGAUCCCGCAGCAGUGUCAUAUAAAGUUCAGGUAGGAUACUGUAUCUCAUCAGUAUAGUUAGGUCCAUAUAUAUUUGGACACUGAAUUUUUUUUGUUUUAGUUGUUAAAACAUAUUCAAGUUAGUUAUAUAAUGUAUAUAAAGAUGGUUUUAAAGUGCAGACCAUCUACUUUAAUUUGACGGUAUUCACAUCCAAAUAGGAGGAAGGGUUUUGAAAUUAAGACUGUUUAAUAUGUAGUCCCCUAU
Pseudophryne corroboree (corroboree frog) is the source of this 3432-nucleotide messenger RNA. It is a transcript of the gene HEXD, whose product is annotated as hexosaminidase D. Bases 289 to 1752 code for a protein of 487 amino acids. Gene Ontology annotation, molecular function: hexosaminidase activity. Gene Ontology annotation, biological process: carbohydrate metabolic process. The transcript has 13 exons. The record is from RefSeq and is a predicted model, not a curated record. Lineage: Eukaryota; Metazoa; Chordata; Amphibia; Anura; Myobatrachidae.